This is a messenger RNA of Vanessa atalanta (red admiral), 1742 nucleotides long. RefSeq lists its product as uncharacterized. Bases 201 to 1406 code for a protein of 401 amino acids. The record is from RefSeq and is a predicted model, not a curated record. Gene Ontology annotation, molecular function: RNA polymerase II cis-regulatory region sequence-specific DNA binding; DNA-binding transcription factor activity, RNA polymerase II-specific; protein dimerization activity. The transcript has 3 exons. Gene Ontology annotation, cellular component: nucleus. Gene Ontology annotation, biological process: anterior/posterior pattern specification; regulation of transcription by RNA polymerase II; regulation of neurogenesis. Lineage: Eukaryota; Metazoa; Arthropoda; Insecta; Lepidoptera; Nymphalidae.
GGGCCACACGUGCUCUCUCGCACGCUAUGAAUGGCAGGGAAGGGACGGGAAGGGCGGGAAGCGACGCGAGGGACGAGAAGGCUUUUUUCAGGCAGUACCAUCCGACCCGCGGGCGGAGACGCGUGUGUCGGGCUCAAAGCUCUAUCAAAAACCGUUUAUAAUAUUCAAAUCUGUGAUCGUGUCAUCAAGGGUCUGUCAUAAUGUCGUCGGAUCCCGCGCCUCUGUCUAAGACUGCUAAAUAUAAGAAGAUAACUAAGCCUCUACUAGAAAGAAAACGUCGGGCACGCAUUAAUCGAUGUCUCGAUGAAUUGAAGGAUUUAAUGGUCGGCGCCUUGGAGAUCGAUGACGACAACUUAAGCAAGUUGGAAAAGGCAGAUAUCCUUGAGUUAACUGUUAAUCAUCUCACGAAGUUGCAUAGACCUAAGGAUCCGGUUUUGGAGGCGAAGAAAUUUCAAGCCGGGUUUGGUCAAUGUGCGGCUGAAGCUUGCAGAUUUAUAAUGUCCGUGCCGGAUUUAGACUCAAAAGUGAGUCAAAAUUUAGUUGGACACCUAUCUAGAUUGAUAACCGCUCAGCCGCUGACAAUUCAAGUACCAGAGAGACCGACAUUUUCUCCUCCGAUAUCACCAUCUUCAGUUGCUUCAGACAGACAUCACUAUUACAGCGACCACGAGAGAUCUUCAUCCGAUGCCGAAGAUUCAGUGUAUUCAGCCGACAGCGCACCCAAACAGUGGUCAUUUGGGAGAUCGAAUAAUAAUAAACAAAACGUUUCUAUUACCGGUCUCUUAACUACAGUCGACAAACUGGUUUCGCAUCAUAGCGCCGAACAGGGAUCAAUAAAUGGCCACCGAAAUGGAACUUACUUCAAUAAAGUACCGGCUGAGGCGAAAGACGUAAUAUUACAAAAAAUCAGACAACACAUCAUGGACAAACGAGGAAAUGAAAACAUUGCCAACGUCGAUGUCAGUGCGAAUUCAGACCUGCCUCUUGAACCCAGAUACACGCGCGAUGAGGCUUACAGAAACGACAUUGCAUAUCAUUAUCCUACGCCAAAUUACCCGAGCAGUAACGACACUUUGGAUCUGAGGAAAGUCCGUUCACCAAUCAAAUCAUCAGUAAUGACACAUUCUCCGAGGGAUCAAAUUGAAUAUAGGAGCCCGAAUAGAGAACCAGUUGCAGUAGAAAAAAAACCUGAGGCAAGCGUUAAUGUACCAGAAUAUUGUGAAUUGCCAAUGGAUUACAGCAACUUGCCACCUAAAAAGAAAAGGAAAUUAAUCGAAUAUCAAGAGUACAAAAAACAAGAAGAAGCAAGGCGACAGCUCGAUGCUUUUUAUGCAGAGAAAAAAGAUCGACGAGAUGGACCACCAGUGGACCUUGAAAUGGACGCAAACAAAUGGCGCCCAUGGUAAUACUGUUUAUGUCACAAAACAAUUAGGCAAUCAGCAAUUAUUAACACUGCGUAGUCAAAUACAUUUGAGUGUUCCUUAGAACGGAUUAGGACCGUAGUGCCUUUAAUACUCGGAUAAAAAAAAAAUGCUCACAGUAAAAAAUUAUUACGCAUUUGAACUGCCACUUCAUUGUUGUGAUACUAAUUCUUCCACGAUAAAGCUUUAAUUCGUUGUAACUUGUUAUAUUAUUAGGUUAAGUAUUAUAUUACAGAGAUGUGCCUUAUUUAAGCGUUUAAGUUAAGAAUAAUUUUAAUUUGAAAAUAUAUGUAAAUGUGCCAUGUGUUUGAUCUCCAUGUC